GACUCUAGAGUUUUUGUUCCCUGGGUGUUGCCUGCCUGGAUUACAACUUUAGGGUUUCACCGGGUGUUGCUGAGAAAGAGAGACGAGACGGGUAGCAUCUGUAACUACAACGUUGUCAACUUUUCGGAGCAAGCUCGAGGCCCUCUCACUUUGUUUACGUUGUACUUUUAAGGCAACGCCGGACCGGUUUGUUUUAGCCGCCGUUAGCUAGCUAAGCUAACUGAGCUCGAGCUGCGGUAACGUUGACUGGGUUGCUAGCGAGAGCCGUCCGAUGCAGGCCAUUAAGUGUGUGGUAGUGGGGGACGGGGCUGUGGGUAAAACAUGCCUGCUCAUCAGCUACACUACCAAUGCCUUCCCUGGAGAGUACAUCCCCACAGUCUUUGACAACUACUCUGCCAAUGUGAUGGUUGAUGGGAAACCAGUGAACCUGGGCCUGUGGGAUACAGCAGGACAGGAGGACUACGACAGGCUCAGGCCCCUGUCCUACCCACAGACAGAUGUGUUCCUGAUUUGCUUUUCACUAGUCAGUCCAGCCUCCUUUGAGAAUGUCCGUGCCAAGUGGUACCCUGAGGUGAGACACCACUGCCCCAACACGCCCAUCAUCCUGGUGGGCACCAAGCUGGACCUGAGAGAUGACAAGGACACAAUAGAAAAGCUCAAGGAGAAGAAACUCACCCCCAUUAUCUACCCUCAGGGCUUGGCCAUGGCUAAAGAAAUAAGCUCGGUGAAGUAUCUGGAGUGCUCAGCUUUGACGCAGCGCGGCCUUAAGACAGUGUUUGACGAAGCCAUCAGGGCCGUCCUGUGCCCCCCACCCAUCAAGAAGAAGAAGAGGAGGUGCAGAAUAUUGUAAAGGAGCAUCACAGGGAGUAGAAAGUAUGGUAGCCCUCAGAACCCACCUACUCAGAGGGAAGAAGAUGAUGGCUGGGUUCCCCAAAUAUGUAUUCACCCCCUGUGUCCUUGCUUACAUUGACGCUCUUGUAGAUCAGACUUCCAUCUGAAAGAACUUCACAGGUGUAAGCAGCGCUGAAGGUUUUCUGUCAGAUCUGGUGAGUGGUUGCUUACAUCUGUUUAGUCCUUUCAGACUGACAGGAAUGAAGUGACUUUGCUAAGGCCUUGGGGAACGUGAGGGUGGGCGGGUUUGCUUUGGGUUCUGUUUAUUCAGGAGACCGAGGGAGGGUUUUAAAAAAAACAAAAACAAAAAACAUGAAUUCAGUUGUCAUUUGUCACCGAAGAAACACCACUUGAACGUGAUUUUAUCAUGAUAUUACCAUAGAUUUAACUCCGUUAGAGGAGGUCCUGCACUGCACUCUUUCCCCUACACACUAAGAGAUUCCUGCUGCCUUGAUGAAAUUUUACUUUAAGAGAAAAAGAAGGUUUUUUUAGAAGCUAAUUUCUUCUUUUUUCAUUGUCAGUCUUUGAUCAGCUGUGGUUGACGACCGUUUUGUUUACACGUGUCAUCUGACUAGACUGAGGUGUUGCCAAAACUCAGUCAACGGUCAUCACUUCAUAGUCAAUCCAUGAACACUAAAAUGUUUUACUUCCUUUUAAUUUUGUUUUAAUCUGUACAAGAUACCAUCACGCUGUCAUGUACAAACGGUUGAAUCCUUACAUGAAUGAUAAUUGUUGUAGCAGCUGCUAAGAUAAAUAAUUACUCUCUUCAAUUAACGUAACAUUUAAAACACUGUCUCUGCUCGACUUUUAACAGAUGAUUAUCUUGUUUUGUUCCUAAAAGCUUUCUAGAUGAAUCCAUUGCUCUCUUCUCACUAUAUGUUAGGUGAACACACACAGCAUUUUUAUGACUCGGGCAUGUGAAGGUGCAGUGAAGAAGGUUCAUUCUCAAUCUGUCUGUAAAGGUUGUUUCAUCAUUUAAGUCAGUGCUCAGAAAGUGCUUUUGAUAUCCAGGCUUUUGUUCUCAGUAUAUGAUGUUCAUAUUGCUGUCAUGAUGGUGUGCAACCACAUCGUUUUGACCCGAUCUAUUACUGUGUUUUAAGUCUAUGAGCCAGUGAAUUAGCACUCAAAGAUUGCAUCUGAUUUUUAAUGUCUUUGUUGUACAAUAUAACCAUAAGAAGUAACUAGCAAAUGCAUUUUAUUUUGAAAUGAGCAGUGAUCAAAUUACAUGAGUGCCCUUGUGAGCCACUGUAAAUCUGAACUCAUUCUAUCGGUGUUUCUAUGGUGCAGUGGAAAUACACUUAGAUUUACUUCCUUGCUAAAUGUGGUUUCAUUUUCACAUAGUAAUAUGCUGAUUUUUUUUUUUUUUUUAAGAAAAGUAAAUAAAUUCAUUGAAAAUG
Messenger RNA from Chelmon rostratus (copperband butterflyfish), 2288 nucleotides. It is a transcript of the gene rac1a, whose product is annotated as Rac family small GTPase 1a. The transcript has 6 exons. Gene Ontology annotation, biological process: small GTPase-mediated signal transduction; actin filament organization; establishment or maintenance of cell polarity. The record is from RefSeq and is a predicted model, not a curated record. Gene Ontology annotation, molecular function: GTPase activity; GTP binding; protein kinase binding. Bases 272 to 850 code for a protein of 192 amino acids. Lineage: Eukaryota; Metazoa; Chordata; Actinopteri; Chaetodontiformes; Chaetodontidae. Gene Ontology annotation, cellular component: dendritic spine; cell cortex; plasma membrane.